AACCAACAAGGUCCUCUGGACAUUCCAAGGGCGGUUCCGGCUCCAGCCGCGGGCCAAAGUUGACAUGGCCAUCAAGAGUGCAGGAGCAACCAAUGCUUUCCUCUCUGCCGCCCAGAAGCUAGACGGACCAGAGCUCUGGCCCUACCUCGUGAACCAGGAGGCUCUGGACAUGGUUGGAGCCUGCAAGACUAACAACACUGGCACUCGCAAUCGCCGUAGCAGCGUCGUGGAUCUGCAGCCUGCACAGGUUGUCGAGUGCAUCCUGUACAUCAUGUACAUCAUGGAGCUGCACAGCCACUGGAUUGACUACGAUCUAGCCACCCACAGCGCCAACUAUUGUGUGUGCGACGGCAUCCUACAGCAGCUCCAACAAGAAGAGAGGAGCAACGACGACGGCGCCGAUGAUGGGUUCUGGAGAGCUGUUGAUGCUCUGCAGGGUGAGAUGAGACUGGAUGCGGACUACCAUCAAUUUUCGACCUUGACUCACGUAGCAAGGUUGUUUGUCGAGAGCAGGGCAAGGGCAUAUUGGAGCUCACCAACUCAUGGGUUCACUUGGGUCCCUGCCGGAGUAAUCCCCAAUGGAGACAUGUUCCACAGCACUACUCGGACAACCUUGCUGUUCUCAAGAUCUCACGCUGCACCUUCGCCUUCCAAUCACCUCCAUUCUGCCACUGCCACAGCGUCAGGUUCCUAUGGCUUGACCAUUGCCAAGACACCAGGAUCAGCACAGGCAGGAUAGAGGACAAGGAGGCUGUCCACCGGUUCUUUCAGAGGCUGUGGGUGCUGGACGUGCGCUACGCCGCUACACGCACUGUGAUCAGAUCUUGUCUGCACAGAUGAUGGACCUCAUGGAUGAGCUGAGGAAGCUAAACGUGAUGGGAUGCAAGGCCAAGGAACGGGACAUGGGGCAGCUGCAGGGACGAUUGCCUAACAUCCGAAAGCUCCGGAUAACAAAGUCUGAACUCCAGUGCAGCUGCUCGGAAGAUGACUUGUUGCUCUCACAGAUGAAUAAGAUGGAGCUCCUUGACUUUUCAGGAAACGAUACCAAUCCCUUUUCUCCCGUGAAGAAAAUUUCUGGACUGAUAAGCAGCAGCAGCUGCCUGGAGAGUGUCAUUGUUGAUGGAUGUGAAGCAGACUUGCGACAGAUGUCCUUCAGAGGGUGCACUAAACUGAAGAACCUGUUCUUAGGAGGAAGGAUGUCUGUCGACACCCUGGACGUCUCGGGCACGGCAGUGAAAACACUAAACCUCAGUGCAAUUACAGGCUGGCGCAUUGAUGAGCUUCGUCUGCUUGACUGUGACAAGCUCUGUGCAAUCUUGUGGCCAGGUUUUCUUGGAAUUCCAGAUGACAAGUUUAAGGUGCUCAUCGACACCACGCAGUCAGCGUCAUCAAGUGCCAGUUAUAGGAGGGGAGAACUAGGCCAAAGGGGUAGUACUGUCGCCGCUACACAAACUGCAGCAUCAGCAGCGCCACAUGAGUGUGGCAAUCGACGACCGAUCAGUGACUUGGAUUGGGACAUUUCUGUAAGGGAUUCAAGGCUCCUUUUUUCACUUGAGUCAGUCUAUGACCGUUCUCGUGAGGGAUAUGUGGAGGUUUCCUCCCCAGCUUGUCCUGCUGUUACUGCUGGCUAUAGCAAAGAUGAAGCAAUCAAGAGCGGCGGCAGCACUACCCCUCGAGACCGUCAAGAUCAGAGGCUGCUGGAGCCUCACGCGCCUUCCGGACGUCAGCGGCAGCAGCAAGGCAGGGGAGAGCGACUGCGAGAAGGAGUGGUGGGACAGGCUGGAGUGCGACGGUGACUCACGGCCGAGCCACUACAAGCCGACCCACUCGCGGUACUACAAGAAGACCAUGCUCAGGGGCUCCGUGCUCAGGUAGUCAGGUGGGCGGUAAUCCUGGCUGGGCGGCCCUUCGUCGGAUCUCCUGACAGCGGGUGACCCCUCAUUCCAUCUCCUGCUGCUGAUCGAUUCUGCUUCCAAGUCUGCUUGAUUGUUUUGUUCGUUCUGUGUAAGAGUCUGAGAGAUCGGUGACAUGGAUGCCUGCUUUGCUUGCGCCCGUGUGCAGUGGUCUGCGUCUGCAUCGGUUUGCUUUGGUUCCUAGCUGGAUGGAUCGAACCGUCUGUCCAUCGCCGGACCUCAGAAUGGAAGUGUGUUACCAUGCCAUCUUGCUGGAGAAGAUGGUGUGUGUGAUCCAGACAGACCUGCGCGCUCUGUCUGGAGCUGUGGAGAAAUAAAAGCAAGAGCCAGCCUUCAGUUCUUGCAACAGCAGAGCAUGAGACAUGACCUCAUGCUUGCUGCUGCCAGUUGCUGUGCUCCUGUCUGGUGUGCUUGUGAUGUGUGCUGUACUGCUGUGGCGUGUGAGCUUUCAGCUGUGUCUGUGUGGAGUGGUGUGCUCAACGGUUGUGUUGCUACACUUAUAUUUAUGAUUCUGUGAACAAAUAAAUGAAUGACCAUGGUUGUGCGUGUGGCAACCAGUAA
Messenger RNA from Panicum virgatum (switchgrass), 2474 nucleotides. RefSeq lists its product as uncharacterized. The transcript has 2 exons. The record is from RefSeq and is a predicted model, not a curated record. NCBI's taxonomy places the organism in Eukaryota, Viridiplantae, Streptophyta, Magnoliopsida, Poales, Poaceae. Bases 837 to 1796 code for a protein of 319 amino acids.